Molecule: messenger RNA, 1713 nt
Organism: Peniophora sp. CBMAI 1063
Lineage: Eukaryota; Fungi; Basidiomycota; Agaricomycetes; Russulales; Peniophoraceae
Source: the annotation of a GenBank genome assembly
AUGACCUCUGCUUACGAACCGCAAGAAGAGGAUGAUGUAGCUCAGAGGCGGGCGCAUAACGAGCGACAAAUCGUGUCGCAAGUCAUUCGCAGUGGCGUCUUCCACGACAUCCUAUCCUACCUUGCGUAUACCUACCCUCCCGGACGUUCGAAGAAGGGACUCUUUCCCUUAGGAUGGAUCUACGCCACACACGUUUGUGCGAGUCUGCGAUACUCCGCGCUCGAGACGUCGUCACUUUGGGCGCGGCACGUCUGCGCGUUUGGCACGGAGCACGUCUUCCGAGUGCUCUUGGAUCGCGCUGGCUCCUUCCCCAUCACUAUCGAUAAUGUCCGGGAUUACGCCCUGGACGAGUUUAGUCGCAGGGUGUACACCAUCCCUGGACAUUACUUCCGUGUCCUUACGCGAGCGGCGUCCAUAAGCCUCAUCGCUGGUCUUGAGCAGAUAGGACAAGUUGCUCGCGAGUUAUGCGGGCACGACGCACCAUACCUGACGAGCCUCAAAGUGCACCGUUCACACUCUACAUUUCCUCAUUUCGUUCAAGCGACUCCUUUGGGGGUGCCACCUGAACAGGUUGGCCAGGUGUCGUAUGAUAUCGCACCUCGGGCCGCGUUCAGCAAACUUCGGGAUGCCGAGUUCAUCAACACGUACAUGCCCGUCCUCGGACGGAACCUCGUCUCUCUCAAGAUAGCCGGAAAGUUGCGCGAGUCAGAGCCUACGGCGCGUCAUAUACUGUUCAUGCUCCAAGGAUGCGUGAGUCUAGAAUCCUUGAGGCUUCAAGGGUUCACACGCGCGACACCUCUCGAGAGUCUGACCGUAUCAGACGAGCAGACAACGUCCGUUCAUCUUCCUCAGCUAAACGAGCUCGUGCUCGAGGCGCGCUCCGGCUUAUUCCUAGCUUCUCGCCUCAUUCACCCUCCACUGGAGGUCGCAUCGGUGAUACAGUAUGGCGGCGAACUUGAAGAAACGACGACCAAGCAUGUCAAAGCUGCUCUCUCAUCCCUGCUUUGUGGAGGCGACCACAUGCAGAGGACUACACGGGACAAGCUGAACGUGUACAUCCUCAGAUUCUACGAGCCAUCCAUGAUGCCAGAAUUCGGCUGCCUCCUCACCCUUCGCGCGUCCCCAUCAUGUAUUGGCGAUCAACGGAUAUUCAGCUACAAUACCCCCAAGGAGCCACUCGGACUCUCUUCACCAUAUGCCGGCCCUGGAACGUCAGAGGCGCAGCUUACGAUCUCUGUAUCUGGACUUGACCCUGUUUACCAAACACAGCCUGGGGCAACGAUGUUCCUUGAGGAGGUCUUUGCGGCACAUAGAGCGCUAUCUCCGGCGCUGCUGGGGGACAUCGAAGUGGUGCACAUCUCCAUCCAUCCCACUCGGGAAAUCAACUGGCGCAAACUGCUCGCACCCUUCACCUCUGCUCACACCAUCAUCAUGGCGUACGAGCAGCCGAGACUUGACGACAACGAUGGGCUGGUCGACGUUCUCGCAGAAGCCUUCGGCGAUAGCGUCCUCGUCUUACCUCGACUGGAGACGAUCGUGACGGACAAGAAGGUCCCAUGGAGACCUCGGGACUACCUGCGCUUCCGCGAGAUGCUCAAAGCCCGCGCUGCGUGUGACUCCCCGGUUCGCACGGUUCGCAGUAUGGCGGAAAGGGAGCCGCCGAAUGCCCUGAUGAAGAAGUAUUACGAUGAUCUCGUUAAAUUGACAGACUGA